AUGUUUGAUAUGCAAUCAGAGGGGGGCAGGAAGGCUGUGCAAAGACAAGAGGCGGGGCUCUGUUGGCCGUUGCGAGAUGGUUACAAGAGAUCGCCCCACCAAAUGCUGUUGCUGCUAGGCGUCUUGGUGCUAUUUGUGCCGGUCACUGUACCGUGUCCACAGUCAUGUUCAUGCUCUCAAACUACUGUUAUAUGUACAGGACAAGGCUUAACCCGAAUUCCUAUCGGGAUUCCAACCGAUACCCAACGUUUGGAUCUUCAAGAGAACAAAAUCUCGGUGGUGAGGAGAGAUGAUCUUGCCGCACUUCGUCAACUCAAAAUUUUGCAAUUAAUGGACAAUCAGAUCCAUAUGAUCGAAGAGAAUGCAUUCGAUAAUCUAUUACAACUUGAAAGAUUGUAG
Messenger RNA from Anisakis simplex (herring worm), 399 nucleotides. The record is from the annotation of a GenBank genome assembly. NCBI's taxonomy places the organism in Eukaryota, Metazoa, Nematoda, Chromadorea, Rhabditida, Anisakidae.